AUGAAGACACUUUGCACAGCCCUGGUCUUGACCGUCAUCAUAACGGCACUGCUGCCAGAAGUCACUGCUUUUCUUGAGGGACAGCGCCCAGUGUUUCCCCCUGGCGUUAAACCUCCCAGUCCUGGAGACGUGGGCGAUCCGUGCACCACCGGCUUCGAUUGCAAGAAUGGCACGUGCUGUGUACAAUCAAGUGAUAAAGACUCGCGUACAUGCGAGAAUUUAGGACGAUUCGGACAAGUCUGUUCGGAGGAUCCAAUCAAAGGUGGCAUAUACACGGAUCACUGUCCGUGCAAACCAGGUCUGCGAUGUCGGGACUUUCCACGCAACUUACAUAUAUGUGUGUCAGGAAAAUGA
Molecule: messenger RNA, 354 nt
Organism: Ixodes scapularis (black-legged tick)
Lineage: Eukaryota; Metazoa; Arthropoda; Arachnida; Ixodida; Ixodidae
Product: U3-aranetoxin-Ce1a
Exons: 3
Coding region: 1-354 (117 amino acids)
Biological process (GO): lipid catabolic process; digestion
Cellular component (GO): extracellular region
Molecular function (GO): enzyme activator activity
Source: RefSeq, a predicted model, not a curated record